Molecule: messenger RNA, 1570 nt
Organism: Capsicum annuum
Lineage: Eukaryota; Viridiplantae; Streptophyta; Magnoliopsida; Solanales; Solanaceae
Product: nuclear transcription factor Y subunit A-3
Exons: 6
Coding region: 394-1224 (276 amino acids)
Biological process (GO): regulation of transcription by RNA polymerase II
Cellular component (GO): CCAAT-binding factor complex
Molecular function (GO): DNA-binding transcription factor activity, RNA polymerase II-specific; RNA polymerase II cis-regulatory region sequence-specific DNA binding
Source: RefSeq, a predicted model, not a curated record
CUUUGUUUUUGUUUUGAGGGAUAUACUAGUCUGUUUCAUUUUUCAGUCCUUUGGGUUUCAAGAAAGGCAUUUGUUUGCCGGUCAUAUCCCUUAAAAAUUGAUUCUUUAGCAUCUUUAUUCAUUGUAUAAAUUUAGUUUCCAUUUUUUCAUGAUGCUUCUUUUUUUAUACAAAAGAUAUAAUAGAUCUUUGGUUCUGUUCUGGAUUUUCAACAAGAGUUUAAUUUGCUAGUGUUCAAUGCAUGACUAAAGACAUGUUUCAUUUCAAGCCAUAAACAAUGUCGGAGCCAGAAUUUUCACUAGGUCGCAAUAUGAAGAAGUUAUAUCAUCAUGAAUAAAGCUGUAGAUACUCCACGCUGUUUCACUUCUUGAACAAGGCCAUUCUUUGAUCAGCAAAUGCAGGAUUUCUUCCCAAAGGAUUCUGAGCUGCAACAAAUGUCGACAUUUCCUGGUCCUCAGAACUCCAAGGAGUUGAAUUUUCGUUCUCAAGAUCAGGAUUCCUCGUCUACACAAUCAACGAGUCAAUCAUGUCCUGAAGUCACUAAUGAAGGAGAAAGAAAAAUCCACGGGAAAGGCAUUAUGCCUUUGCAAGCAGGCAGUUUUAGAAGUAGUGGGAAGUCCGAUGAUUCCCUAUGCGUGUCAAAUCAGGAGCAUGGUUGGACUUAUCAUACGUGUCAGAAAAAUUCUGUUCAAUCCCAAAUGUUAGGCACGGUUUCUCCUCGUGUGCCUCUUCCAGUUGAUCUUCAGCAAGAUGAACCCAUAUUUGUCAAUGCAAAACAAUAUCAGGCUAUUCUCAGGCGUAGACAAUACCGUGCUAAGCUGGAGGCUCAAAACAAACUCUCUAAAGCCCGGAAGCCGUAUCUCCAUGAGUCCCGUCAUCGUCAUGCAUUGAAUAGGGCUAGGGGACCCGGUGGGCGCUUUGUCAAUAAGAAGAAGCCCCAAGAGUCCAAAUUCCCUGAUUUGAUCAAUGGUCAAGACGAUCAGGUACCUGAGCAUGAACUGCAGCUCAACACAAAAAUGUUGGAGCUCGAUGUUCAUCAAUCCGGAAGCUACAAGGGAAGCUCCUCCACACCGGUUUACUCAAGCAUCGCUAGUGGCUCGAACAGUGCUGCUAUUUACCAUCAUCAGCCACUUAAAUACUCUGCCUUCUCAUCGUGCAUCGGAGGGACCUCACAGCAGAACAAAGAGAAAGAUCACAUCAGCAAUCCAGGUUUAUCGUCUUUUUGAUGGAAGUGUUGCUAUUAAAAGUGGGAUUGGCUAUGUUAAUAUUGUAGUACUUAUUUGCUAACUAUAUAGUUGGUCCACAGCUUGGCAUGGUUGUUUUCUGUUUACGGCUUUAACUACCUCUCUGUAAAGAGUCUUAUUUAGUUAAAGAGUGAAAGUUAUAUAAACCGUUGGUUUAAGGAAUUUUUUGCACUAUCAAGUUACUAUUACCUGUUGUGGCAUGCAGUGUGAGCAUAAGUUAUCAGAAAGGGAAAAAACAAACUGAGAAAGUUAAUGCAGAGGAUUGGUUAUGUUCUUUUUAUCUCAAUUAUUAUAAGGAUUUAAGUUAUAUACAUGUGAAUUAUUCUAA